CUGAGUCGGUAAAUGCCAUUCGGUUGUGUUGUGAGGUUGUGAAAAAGUAUUGAGGUUUUGGAAAAGUGUCUUGCAUUAGAAAUGUAAAGAAAAUAUCUAUUGUAUUUAUUUUGUUGUAAGGAUGGAAACAAAAAAUAUUAGUUUAUACUACGAAAAGUUGCAUUAUUCUUAUGAUAUGCGUGUGUGCUAAGUGAAACCCAAUGGCUUCCAUUUUGCUUCAUUUAAUAAAAAAGUGUGUGUGCAAUGAAUUUGCAGUGCCUGAAAAAAGAAUGAGAGCAAAAUUUUGAAGAAAAUAAUAAAGAGAAGAGGGGAGAAAAAGCUAUAUUUCAAAAAGCUUUUAGUUCACUACACUCUGCAAACAAUAGCUGAAGUGCUUUUCAACAUCAACAUCAUCUAUAACUCGCUGUUGGUGUAACCCAUAACAAAAGUCCGGAUAAUGGUUUCUGCCACGACUAGAUAGCCAAUAGAACAGUAAGCAAAGAUGUCCUAUUUGAUAUCUUGGUAACAUCUUGAAACACCUUCACAAGUUUACCUGUAAAAGUAGAACAAAUUUUCACCAAAUACGGAAUAAACUGUCAAACGUAUAAAGAUAUUGUUCAUAAAGGCAUUUAAGUGCUUGCAACUACACUGCUGUUAUAAUCGAAAAUUUGUUAAAAAGUCAAUUGAAGCGUAACUCCAUCAUAAUGAUGUCACUUAAAGUUCACAAACUAUGCGUAGCUGUGUUGAUGCUAAUGCUGGUGAUUGUUUGCUGUAAGCCUCUGGAUACCGAAGCGGGUCGUGUUAUCUUUUAUGGGCCACAACGCAUCUAUACGGGACAGAUUCUAUCAACGCAUCCCAAAAAGGAACCCUGUCCGAAAUGUCAAAUGAGAGAUCAUCGUGGUCGUUGUCGGCGCAUUGUAACUUUUAAUCCAGAAGAUAAAUGUUGAACACAUUCUUCGUUUUGCAAUGUCGAUAUGAAUUGCCACUCAAGGAAUCUCCUAAGACUGCUUAUGCUGUUUUAUGUUCAUCUUCAUGCCAAUGAAAGUAUUUUUUAUUUAUACGUAUUUAUAAAAUAUUUAUUUAAAUUAUUUUAUUACUAUUCCCAAAGAAAAAAAAAGAACAAUAUUAAUAAUAAUUUGAAAAUGGUAUUGUUUGCCAUAACAACUAUAGUUUUAAGUUUAA
This is a messenger RNA of Stomoxys calcitrans (stable fly), 1161 nucleotides long. RefSeq lists its product as uncharacterized. The transcript has 4 exons. The record is from RefSeq and is a predicted model, not a curated record. The coding region runs from base 684 to 926 and encodes 80 amino acids. Lineage: Eukaryota; Metazoa; Arthropoda; Insecta; Diptera; Muscidae.